AUGCAGAGGUCGGCGCAUAGGCUGUUCUUGGCCGUUGGUAAAAAAAUGUGGAAAUCUUCAAGAAACACAAUAUUUCAUCAUCCUCGGCAUUUUGCAGUGGCAUGUAGCAACAUUCACACAACUUCUACUCAAUCCUCUGAAGAUGCUGGCUCGACUUCGACCAAAUUCUCUAACCCGUAUGACGUCAAAGAAAUCAUUGACCAUUACCCCAAGCACCGUCCCACGUACGCUGACGAUACCUACGUGAAGAUUAGGGAGUUUUGUGAAGAGAACAACGCUCAGUUUGAUCUGGCGCUGGACAUGGCGUGUGGUUCCGGUCAAGCAACAGUUCCCCUGGCGGGAAUUUACAAACAGGUGGUCGGAGUCGAUGGGAGCGCUCUCCAUGUGGAAAAAGCCCCACGUGAUCUGAACAACAUCACGUAUCACGUGGCAGACUGCAACUUACCGCUCAAUUUCAUCCAAUCAGGGACAGUUGACCUCAUUACUGUGGCAUCUGCUAUACAGUGGCUGCACACGGACAAGUACCUACGUCACAUUUCUGCCGUCUUAUGA
Molecule: messenger RNA, 552 nt
Organism: Aplysia californica (California sea hare)
Lineage: Eukaryota; Metazoa; Mollusca; Gastropoda; Aplysiida; Aplysiidae
Product: putative methyltransferase DDB_G0268948
Exons: 2
Coding region: 1-552 (183 amino acids)
Source: RefSeq, a predicted model, not a curated record